AUGUAUGAUAUAGGCCCACGACCAGUUGGUAGCUAUGAAAAUGAAAAUUUAACUUAUAAUUUACUACAAAGUGAAGUUGAAAACAUUAUUCAGUCUAGAGAAAAUUUGAAUAAUAUUAGUUUUCUUAAUCAAAAAGUUAGUGGAUCAUUUCAAAUAAGUUUUACAAAAUGGAAUUACACUUAUAGUUAUAUAGACCUAAAAAAUAUUGUUGUAAAACUAAGCCCAAAAAAUAAUAUUGAAGAAGCAGUAUUAAUAAAUUGCCACUAUGAUUCAGUGCCUGCAGGACCUGGUGUUAGUGACAAUGGAGUUAAUUGUGCUGUUUUGAUAGAGCUUCUACGUGUUUUAGCUAAAAGUUCAGAACUGCAAAGACCUAUAAUAUUUUUAUUCAAUGGUGGAGAAGAAGUUGGCUUGAGAGCAUCACAUGGCUUUAUAACUCAACACCUUUGGUCUAAUAGUUUAAGAUUUGUCAUCAACUUAGAUAGCUGUGGAGCUGGAGGAAAAGAAAUAAUGUUUCAAACUACAACAAUGAAUUCAUAUUUAGUAGAAUUAUAUGCUAAAGCAGUACCCAAUCCAUAUGGACUAGUUAUUGGUGAAGAAAUAUUUCAGUCUGGAUUAAUACCAUCAGAUACAGAUUUUAGAAUAUUCAGAGAUUUUGGUAAUUUAUCAGGUUUGGACUUUGCCCAUUACAAAAAUGGAUAUGUUUACCAUACUAAAUUUGAUGAUUUAAACCAAAUAGAACCAGCAGUUCUACAAAAUACUGGAAAUAACUUAUUAAAACUUGUUAAAAUAUUUUCAUCUCAUAAUGUCUCAUCUAAAAUUAAGACUAAAUAUGUGUUUUUUGAUAUAUUUGGAUUGUAUAUGUUUUCCUAUACAGAGCUGUCUGGAGUGCUGGUUAAUUUUUCAAUUUCAUUACUAUCGUUUUUUUCUAUCUUUUUAUCAUUUGGAAAUAUAACAAAAGGAAUGAACCGCAAACAUUAUAGUUUACACUUUUUACUAUCUAUUUUUGUUCCUAUGGUAAUGAUAAUUCUAUCUACCUUAUUAAGUGGUUUAAUGGCUUAUAUACUAGAUGAAUUUAACAGUUCUAUGAGCUGGUACAGCAAUAAGAUUAAUUUAAGUAUUUAUUAUGCUAUUUCAUCUUUAACUUUAUUGUCAAUUCCUGCUUUAUUUACUAAAAAUCAUACAAGAAAGUCAACAGAUUGGAGUAUUUCAUUUUUUAAUGGAAUUCAAUUUUUUUGGACAAUGUUGUUAUUUAUCUCUACAAUGGUAGGGAUACGGUCUAGUUAUUUAUCAAUGAUUGUUGUACUUUUUCCUGCAGUGACAAAUUGUAUUCUAGGUAUAAUGAAUAUUCAAAAAAAACCUAUUACAUGGAUAGCAUUUUAUGCCACGUCGCUUCUCUUACCUAUCACGUACAUUUUUUAUCUGAUGCAAAUAUUUUUAUCUCUUUUUAUUCCUAUUACUGGUCGAUUUGGACCAAAUGUGAAUCCUGAUUAUAUCAUUAGCUUUGUUAUAUCACUGUCAACUUAUGCUACUAUUGGAUAUCUUUCUCCAUUAAUAAUACUAGUCAAGAAACCAUCAGCUGUUCUUUAUUGGCUUUGCGGUAUUAUUUUAUUAUCAAUGGGCGCUAUACUUUCACCAUUUGGAUUUCCAUAUUCGGAUGGUUUGAUAGUUCCAAAAAAUGAACGAUUUGAUAUUAUUUAUACACAACGUACAUUUUCAAGUUUCAAUAAAGAUACACGUUUAAAAGAUUAUGGAUAUCUAAUAAUUAAUUGGGAUCGACAUAGUCCAUACACAAUAUCAAAAUAUGUUAAAAAAAUGAGAGAUGCUAAAGAUAUAGAAUGUUCUAAAGAAUUACUAUGUGGAUUGCCUCUAGCAGAUAAAUUAUCGAUGUCUUCUAGUUGGAUUCCUACAAACAAAGAUGCUCUAUCAAUGUCACAUUUAGAAACCAAUACUACUGUUAUAUUAAAUGAUAAAAGCGGCUACAAUCGUCGAAUGGAGUUUCAUGUUAGUGGACCAGAAAGAAUUAAUAUUAUUUUAAGCCCUUAUCCUGGUGUCAAAUUAACUUUGUGGAGUUUUAGCAAUACACCUACAGUAACUACAAAAUGGGAUAAUAAUGAUGUUUACAUAAUAAAGCAUGUGAGUGGCAAUAAAAACAAAACAUUGAAUUUUUGGCUAGAACUAGAAAGCAAUUAUGGUUUUAAUGAACAAACUCUUAAUGUUACAAUUGCUUAUAACUGGGUUAUUAGAAAAGAUAUUGUGUUAGAUAAUGAGUUCAAACAAUUUGUAGACUCUUUUCCAUCAUGGGCUCAUGUAAACUAUGCUGUUGCUAAGGUGGAUGCAUUUACAUAUUAA
This is a messenger RNA of Daktulosphaira vitifoliae (grape phylloxera), 2349 nucleotides long. RefSeq names its product endoplasmic reticulum metallopeptidase 1-like. The record is from RefSeq and is a predicted model, not a curated record. NCBI's taxonomy places the organism in Eukaryota, Metazoa, Arthropoda, Insecta, Hemiptera, Phylloxeridae. Gene Ontology annotation, molecular function: metalloexopeptidase activity. The transcript has a single exon. Bases 1 to 2349 code for a protein of 782 amino acids. Gene Ontology annotation, biological process: proteolysis.